UAUAUACUUUUCACCCAUCUUUAGAUUCUUGCUUCUAGGUAUUGGUGGUGAUUGUAUUAUGGAAAUUUAGGGAUCUAAAAACCAAUGCAUGCCCUAUUGGAAGUUAUGAAAUUUGAAUCCUUGUGCUGCAGCUGGAAUAUUAGAAUAUCUAAUCAAGGUUGUUGUAGAGGGAAAGACACGUAUACAUAGCGCUACUUAUUUUUAAUGACUUACGUGCACCUGCAGGUUGGAGAUUCUGAUCAAAAGUUGGCAGAAGGAAUUUCCGUGUGUUCUAUUGUAGCUGAUAUGCGAGGAAAAGCAUCAAUUAGUGGUCCUCUAAUAACUUAAGGGUCAUGACAUUAUGGUUUUUUUGUUGGUUUUAUUUUAGUUUUGGAUCAAUACACAUUAUGGUUCAUGCUCAAUAAGUGUCGAGGUUUCUGUCAUCAUCAAGUCCUUUCUCCCCAGGAGCAUGCAAAAGGAGGAAAGUGUAUUGUUUUCACUCAAACAAAGCGUGAUGCUGAUCGACUAGCUUAUGCUAUGGCAAGAAACUUUAAAUGUGAAGCUUUGCAUGGUGAUAUUUCACAAACCCAGAGGGAGACAACUCUCUCAGGCUUCCGAGAUGGGCGUUUUAAUAUUUUGGUUGCUACUGAUGUUGCUGCUCGAGGGCUUGAUAUACCUAGUGUUCACCUGCUUCCUAGGGUCGAGGUUGAAGGCUGAAGCUCUGGCAUGUUCAAUGAGAUGGGAGCUGGUGGUCGAUUUGGGUCAAAUGGAGGUACACGAGAUAGUAUAUAUGGGCUUUUUCCUUUCUGGCAGGCAGGGAGAAUAUGGAUUUGGCCGUCCUGGAGGCAACAGGGGUCCUGGGUCUAGUCGUAGUGGUGACUGGUUUUCUGAUGAGAUGGGUGGCUAUGCAGGAUCUACCUCUAGUUGCUUUGGUUCUAAUCAUCAGUCUGGAAACUUUGGUGGAUUUGGGGAGCUGGGUAAAUCAGAUCAUUCUGGGAGCUUUGGUGCAAGACGUAGUUUUGGAGACUUUGGUUCAGGCAAUCUAGGUAGGUUCGGUGAGAGUCGUUCUGGUCAGACUGACAGUGGCUUUGGGAGCUUUUCUGGUCGUUUUGGUGACAAUUGUUCAAAUUGAAUUAGUAGGAGCCAUGGUGAUUCUCAAUCUAGUCUUUUGGCAGCUCGAUGGGCUCUAAUGUUGAUGAUGAUCGAUUCACUAGACAAAGACCCUUACAAAUUCUUUAAGGUAAGCAUGAUGUAAGUAAACACAGCUAGGAACUCUACCUCUCUGUUGUCCUCUCUAACUAUAGCACUUUUUGCUUUCAACUUGAAAUGAACUUGGUAGCAUAAGUUGUGAAUUACAAACAUUUUGACAAGAUUGCCCUGUGCCAACUAAUUUUCUAUAUAUAUUCCUAAUGCUAA
This is a messenger RNA of Gossypium raimondii (Peruvian cotton), 1395 nucleotides long. RefSeq lists its product as uncharacterized. NCBI's taxonomy places the organism in Eukaryota, Viridiplantae, Streptophyta, Magnoliopsida, Malvales, Malvaceae. The coding region runs from base 512 to 1111 and encodes 199 amino acids. The record is from RefSeq and is a predicted model, not a curated record. The transcript is spliced from 2 exons.